This is a messenger RNA of Hordeum vulgare subsp. vulgare (domesticated barley), 1659 nucleotides long. RefSeq lists its product as uncharacterized. Bases 1 to 1524 code for a protein of 507 amino acids. Lineage: Eukaryota; Viridiplantae; Streptophyta; Magnoliopsida; Poales; Poaceae. Gene Ontology annotation, biological process: protein ubiquitination. The transcript is spliced from 3 exons. Gene Ontology annotation, molecular function: transferase activity. The record is from RefSeq and is a predicted model, not a curated record.
AUGACGCUCUCCACUGUCGGCGACUGCAUCGUGCCGCCGCUGGCCCUGCCGUCUCUCGCCGAGCUAGGGUCGCUGGUCCUCAGGCCCGAGCUGUACGCCUGGGACGGGGUGCUGCGCGACUGGACCGUCGUUGCCCCCUCCCCCGUGCAGGCGCCGCCGUCGCAUGCGUCCCCUUUGCACAGCCCGUCGUCGCCCCCUCUCCCCGCGCAGGCGCCGCUGCACGCCCUCGUACCUUCGCUGGUGUUUCCUUUACGCAGGCUGACGUCGCCCCCUCCCUCACCCGCAGGCGCCGCCGCACGCCCUCGUACCCUUCGCUGGCGCUGCUGCAAAACCACCAUCGCCGGUGCUCGGGCCGAGCCACGGAAGAUGCCAUGGCUGCCUCCUGCCAUGGACGGAUCUUUCGGUCCAACGGCUGGAACUUGCUGCGACAUCCUCUUGCCCCACUGCAAUUUUUUCUCUCCUACCCGUCCCGUCAUUUUCGCCCUUCUUCCCUCCUACCACCCGGCCACAUCGAUCGCCGCCAUUACUUCCGAAUUCGAGCUACGACACCACAGCACUACAUAUGCUGCAUCGACAUCGUCAAAUCAACCGCCCACCAUCCAUCCAUCGGUUUCGCUUCUUUCUGAGCUGAAGCAUCAAGCAUCCAUGAAUGCAGAGGGAGCAGGGAGGGGCCCCGUCUUCCCGGUGCCGCAGCAGCAGGCCCCGUCGUCCUCGUCGUCAUUGCCACCUUACUACUACUACUCCUCGUCGUCUUCAUCGUCUUCUCCGGCGACGACGUCCCGCCUGACGCACCACGUGACGCUGAGCUUCACGAGCCUGCCCAUCCUCGUGCUCACCGUGCUCGGCAUCCUCACCACCUCCGCGCUCCUCCUCACCUACUACGUCUUCGUCAUCCGCUGCUGCCUCACCUGGCACGCCACCUCCUCCGACCCCUCCAGCCCCAACUCCGGCGGGCCCAGAAGCCUCGUCGUCUCCCUCACCCGCCGUCGCCGCCCUCGCCGCAGCAGCGCCGCCGUUGACCAUGAGCUCCCGGUGGUGCACGGGCCGGAGCCCGACGAGGCUCGCGGCGGGCUCGGGGAGCCGGCCAUCCGAGCUCUGCCGGCUUUCAGGUACAGCAAGGCCGCCAAGGACGACGCUGCCGCCGCCGGCGACGCGAGCGAGUGCGCGGUGUGCCUCGGCGAGUUCCAGGAGGGGGAGAGGGUGAGGCUCCUGCCGGGCUGCCUCCAUGUCUUCCACGCCGAGUGCAUCGACACCUGGCUGCACGGCUGCGCCAACUGCCCGCUCUGCCGUGCCGCCAUCACCGCCGCCGCCGGCAAACAAGCUCCGUUGAUGAUGGACCGGCUGCCGAGACGAGAGGAGGUGGUCAUCCAGGUGCAGGUCGCCGGCACCGGAGAAGAAGAAGAAGACACACCGACACAGCAGCAGCAAGAAGAUGGCACGGCGGCCUCCAAGAGCAGCACUUGCUUCCAUGGAGAAUGCAGUGGCGGCAGCAGCCGCAGCAAUGAAGCACAUUGCAGUAGGUAGUGAUUCUAGUUAGUUGUCACAUUGUUUGGGGUGUUCAUAAUCUUUUUUGCCGCUUGCAAGAUUCAUGAAUGAUAGUGUAUCAGAAGAGGAGGAGCAUUUAUAUUAUCUCUAAUGGAGGAUAAUUAGUUGUCAUCA